AUGUACACACAGACACAUGUACGUACAUACACACAAACACACACACACACAUGUACAUUCACACACACACAUGUACAUACACACAUAUACAUGCACACACACACACAUGUACGCAUACACACACACACACACACCCGCAAUAAAAAGUUGCAGUACUUCAUUGUUCACUCACAGAACCGGGUACUGCACUCUAGGGGGUGGCAGAGAGCACAGCAUACACUCCUUCCUUUGCUUUCAUUGUGCUCAGCUAUUGAGCAGUCUGACGGCUUCCAGUGCCAAUGACAGAUCCGGCCUGAGCUCUGAGCCUGCUCAGCAAGACGGCCCUGGGGGACACACUCACCCCCACCAUAAUUUCCACUCGCCAUUGGCGAGCAGGCGAGUGGAAAUUUCAAGCCCUGCAUUAGGC
Molecule: messenger RNA, 406 nt
Organism: Staurois parvus
Lineage: Eukaryota; Metazoa; Chordata; Amphibia; Anura; Ranidae
Source: the annotation of a GenBank genome assembly